Diuraphis noxia (Russian wheat aphid) is the source of this 895-nucleotide messenger RNA. It is a transcript of the gene Tsen2, whose product is annotated as tRNA splicing endonuclease subunit 2. Gene Ontology annotation, molecular function: tRNA-intron lyase activity; nucleic acid binding. Gene Ontology annotation, cellular component: cytoplasm; tRNA-intron endonuclease complex. The record is from RefSeq and is a predicted model, not a curated record. Lineage: Eukaryota; Metazoa; Arthropoda; Insecta; Hemiptera; Aphididae. Gene Ontology annotation, biological process: tRNA splicing, via endonucleolytic cleavage and ligation; tRNA-type intron splice site recognition and cleavage.
AUGUGCCAAAUAAAUUUAGCUAAUGGUUGUUUUGGACAAUUUGGUAUAAUUGACAAGGACAAAUUCAUAGACUACAAAACCCUACAAAAUCAAGUGUUAAGGCAAAAAAAGAAUUGGCAAGCAAUGGAAUUAGUGGCUUUUGAUUUUCCUCAUAAUACCCAAAAUGUGACUGAUGAGAAAAACUUACACAUCAAACUCCAAGAAGCAUAUUUUGCUAAUAAGCCAGUUUAUAAUAAUUGGAAAGAAUUGAAAUCAAGUUGUUCUACAGAAUAUGAACAAUUGUUAAUUUUAUCUGGUGUUCAACAUGAGUUAUCAUAUUUUUUACUUUUAGAAGAAGCUUUUUUUUUAUGUUACACAUUAGAAUGUUUAGAAGUGCGAAAUGAAAAUGGUUCGCUUAUAAGUGUAAAUGAUUGUUGGAACCAAUUUAAUAGUUUAAAGAAAAAUUUUCCAUAUUUUUAUGCAGCUUUUCAUUAUUAUAGAUCAAAAGGAUGGGUUGUCAAACCUGGACAACAGUAUGGUGGAGAUUACGUCCUGUACAAAUCAUCACCAAUUUAUUAUCAUUCCUCAUAUGUAGUCGUGAUCAGUGUUAAUGGCCAAAAUAGUGAAUUGUUACCAUCGUGGCCCUCAUGGUAUGGAUGUGGUCGAGCAAUAGAAGCUGCCAGUAAAGAAUUACUUAUAUGCACAGUUCUUGGUCCUGCAUAUGAAGAAGGUAUGCAGAUCGAUCUGUCACAAUACACUGUCAAUGACACUAUAGUCAGACGAUGGGUACCAUCUCAAAAUAGAAAAAAACCUAAUGUUGUUAAUACGAGUAAACCGUACACAAACAAUUAGUAUAUUGUAUGACUAAUAACAAAAUUAUACAGAUUAAAUGACUAUUUAGGUCAGUUCUUUUUUA